Molecule: messenger RNA, 981 nt
Organism: Paramuricea clavata
Lineage: Eukaryota; Metazoa; Cnidaria; Anthozoa; Malacalcyonacea; Plexauridae
Source: the annotation of a GenBank genome assembly
AUGUCGAAUUUUGCGCCGGGAAAAGACCGCCUGGAAUACCGUCACCUUCGUCUUCUCGAUCCUAAGUGUAAAAUUCUAGCUAAAAUGUUCCGCCAUUGUUUUGACGCGAAAAAUGUCCCUGCGGAAUGGAAAACCGCCACCACCAUCCUGAUUCACAAAAAAGAGGACACAUCCGACGCUAGCAACUUCCGCCCCAUCGCCCUGAUGUCUUGCCUGUGCAAGCUCUUAAUGGCCAUCCUUGCCAAACGUAUGACCUCGUUCUCCUUACACCACGACCUCCACUCCAACGAGCAAAAGAGUGCACGCCCUCGCGAAGGCUGCUAUGAACACAAUUUUCUCCUCGAGUCCAUUGUCAAUGAUGCCCGAAGACAACCUCGCUCCCUGUGCCUUGCCUGGCUUGAUGUUCGCAACGCCUCUGGUAGUAUUCCUCAUGAUGCUCUUCUCACAACCCUCUCCCACAUGGGCUUCCCUCCAGACUUGGUGGAGAUGAUUGGCCACAUCUAUACUGGCGCAACCACAGAAGUAGUCACCCCUCUUGGCAAAACCCAAUCGAUCCCAAUCCACUCGAAUGUCAAGCAAGGAUGCCCCCUCAGCGUCACCCUGUUCAACUUGUCCGUGGAACUGAUCAUCAGAAGGUGCAUUGCCAAAGCUCACGAACUUCCCCGGGGCUCACUCCAACACCAUGGUCAAGCCAUAUCCAUCCUAGCGUAUGCCGACAAUCUUGUCAUCCUGACCAGGAACAAAGAUUCUCUCCAGACACUCCUUGAUGCUGUCUCAUCCGCUGCUGACUCCCUCAGCCUACAAUUCCGCCCAGACAAAUGUACCAGCCUGUCAAUGGACAAGCAUGCGCCGCUUCCAGUCAAACCGGUUUGUUGUCCAAUGAGAACCUAUACCUGCCCUCAAACGCGAAGACCACUAUCGAUUCCUUGGUAUACCCAUUGGCCUCAUCCUGGAUGUGUUCGAUCUUCAAACACUCAUUGA